This is a messenger RNA of Nannizzia gypsea CBS 118893, 2853 nucleotides long. RefSeq lists its product as hypothetical. The record is from RefSeq and is a predicted model, not a curated record. The transcript has 5 exons. Bases 1 to 2853 code for a protein of 950 amino acids. Gene Ontology annotation, cellular component: AP-3 adaptor complex; membrane coat; endosome membrane. NCBI's taxonomy places the organism in Eukaryota, Fungi, Ascomycota, Eurotiomycetes, Onygenales, Arthrodermataceae. Gene Ontology annotation, biological process: Golgi to vacuole transport; protein targeting to vacuole.
AUGGAAACUGACAUUCCUGCAGACAAGAAGGCCACUUCUCUGUUAAAACUUAUAUACCUCGAGAUGUUCGGAUACGACAUGUCCUGGGCCUCCUUCCAUGUCCUGGAGGUCAUGUCUUCGCCAAAAUUCCAUCAGAAGCGUGUGGGAUACCUUGGAGCUGUGCAGAGUUUCCGCGUUGAUACCGAAGUCCUCAUGCUGGCUACCAAUCUUUUGAAGAAGGAUAUUGUAUCUGCUCAGGUCCCCACAAUGUCCCUGCCUCUCAUCACACUUCCGCAUAUAAUUUCGCCCUCCCUCGCUCUGUCACUGCUUUCAGACCUGAUACCUCGCUUGGCACACUCACAUGCAGUAGUCAGAAAGAAGACUGUGGUAAAUCUCUACCGACUAUCAUUAGUAUAUCCAGAGGCAUUCCGCAUAGCCUGGCCAAGAAUUAAAGAAAGAUUGAUGGAUACAGAGGAAGACGGUAGUGUUACAGCUGCUGUCAUAAAUGUCGUCUGUGAACUAGGCUGGAGGAGACCACAGGAUUUCCUCCCCCUGGCACCACGUUUAUUUGAACUACUCGUUGACGGAGGGAAUAACUGGAUGGCCAUAAAGAUAAUCAAGCUCUUUGCCUCAUUGACUCCGUUGGAGCCAAGACUCGUUAAGAAGCUCAUACGGCCUCUAACUAACAUCAUACAAACCACUUCGGCCAUGUCUCUAUUAUAUGAAUGCAUCAACGGUAUCAUCCAGGGCGGCAUUCUUGAUGGAGUAGAGGGUAUCCGUGAAGGGGAAGCCAUUGCACAGCUAUGUGUAGACAAGCUCCGAGGCAUGCUUGUGCUAGAAGAGGACCCCAACUUGAAAUACGUUGCUCUCCUCGCAUUCAACAGGAUCGUGACAACUCAUCCCACGCUGGUUUCAGCACAUCAGGAUGUGAUAAUGGGUUGUCUUGAUGAUAACGACAUAUCAAUCAGACUACAGGCCCUUGAGUUGGUUUCAGGGAUGGUGGCAAGUGACUCGCUACAGUCCGUAGUCAACCAUCUUAUUACCCAGCUACAGACAUCCUCUGCCGUUUCAGACGGCCCUACUGCCACUACAUCUCUACUAGCACACAUUGCCCCAGCUGCAGACCAGGAUGAUGAAGACCCGGAAUCGCACCUGGAACUCGCUAGACAGGAUAGAAUGUCUCCGCCUCCACUUCCGAACGAGUAUCGACUAGAAGUUCUCCACCGGAUUUUAGACAUCUGCUCGCGGGAUACGUAUUCCAACCUUACCGAUUUCGAGUGGUACGUCGACGUCCUAGUGCAGCUAGUCCGGCUAAUUCCACCGGCCAGUGCUUCCAAAACAAACGAUGAGCACUCCUCCAAGGACGCCCAUGAUCAAAGAACAGAUAUAUCCAAUCGGAUUGGCUCUGAGUUGCGCAAUGUGGCGGUGAGAGUCAAGAGUGUACGGCCCGAAGCCACUCGCGCAGCGGAAACACUGGUACUUAUCGAUAACCGAGCCGCUCUGUUUCCCUCAUCUGGUACUUCAAGCACAAACCUGUUAGAGCCGAUCGCUUGGAUAGCGAUUCCCAAAGUUUUUGUCCAUCUCACGUCUCAAUUCUAUGAUUGGGACAUAAACAGACAGGGAGAGGUGUCACUGUUGUUAGCACGGAUUACCGAUUUCUUGGAGAAACUUUCCUCUCACCCAGAGUUGGACGUGCAGGAACGAGCCAUCGAGUUUUUAGAACUAUUGCGCUUGACAAAAGAGGCGGUAUCAACGUCAGAUGUCGAAUCAGGGAAUGUACCGCUUCUUGUUUCCUCCGCUAUACCAAGUUUAUUCACUGGUCUGGACCUUAACCCCGUGGCAAUUGGAGCGCAGAAGAAAGUCCCAAUUCCAAGUGAUCUUGACCUAGAUCAACCGAUAAAUCCGCGGUAUAUCCAUAUACAGCGUGAGUCAAGCAAUGGUUGGUUUGAUUCCUUCAGCCACGAUGAAUGCUAUCAAUUCUACCACAUACCGGACUCAACAUCUUAUGUUACCAAACCGCAUAAGGAGAUCCUAUCACCCACCCCUAUCCAACCAUCUUCAUACCAAAAUGUCUCCGAAGGGCUGUUGUCUGAACCUGCCGAUGCUGUCGCCAAAAGGCGCAUGGCAAGGAGAGAACGCAACAAGGAUGAUCCAUUCUAUAUUGGUUCCGGACAAGGCGAAGGGGAGUCUUCUGAUCCAGCUACACCGUUUAACCAGGCUUUACGUGGUGCCAACGAAGAAGACUUGGAUCUCGACUCUAUUCCCAUCAUUGACCUAGCUAUUGGUCAACAAAACCCGGAGAAAUCAGAUAACCAAAAGGCACGGAAACCAAAACGCAAAGUGAAGCCUAAGAAAGUGGAAAUCAUAGGGGAUGAAACUCUUGAAUUCGACAAUCCCACAGCUUCCUCACCCACCGUCCGGCCUGUUACUGCAUCAAUGGGACCAGGAGUAGCGAGAGCCAAGAAGUCGUUACUGGAAGUUGACUCAAGCGGAUUAGGACAGCUGUCUCUUGAGGAAGAUAGCGGCCUGACUGCUGGUAUCGGCGAUAUAGCGAGAAAAGAAGCCGAGGACGCAGAAAUGAUGAAGGCAAUGGCGGAAAUCCAGAGAUUACGACUAGAAAUGCAACGGGAAGCAGAAGCAAUCCACGGAAGCAAAGAAGUCCCUGCUGAAGGCAAGAUGAUUAAGAGGAAAAAGAAGAACGUCGUAUCUUCUAAGAAGACGAAGUCUAGCAAGGAAGCAGAGAGGGAAUCCUCCCAGCCUCAGGAGAAAGCUGCAGACGACGAAGGCGGAACUCCUGUGGUGAAGAAAAAGAAGAAGAAGAAAGUAGUGGUAUCUAAAAAGGCAGAGCCCGUGCAAACGGAAGGUCAGGAAUAG